Heteronotia binoei (common prickly gecko) is the source of this 1888-nucleotide messenger RNA. RefSeq names its product translocase of inner mitochondrial membrane 17B (gene TIMM17B). The transcript is spliced from 6 exons. Gene Ontology annotation, molecular function: transmembrane protein transporter activity. Gene Ontology annotation, cellular component: TIM23 mitochondrial import inner membrane translocase complex; mitochondrial inner membrane. The record is from RefSeq and is a predicted model, not a curated record. The coding region runs from base 191 to 709 and encodes 172 amino acids. NCBI's taxonomy places the organism in Eukaryota, Metazoa, Chordata, Lepidosauria, Squamata, Gekkonidae. Gene Ontology annotation, biological process: protein import into mitochondrial matrix.
GCGAUAAACUUUUGUCUCUCGCCUUUUAAGAGGUCAACGGGAGGGAGGCAAGAAAAUCCCCGUAGAGACUUCCCCUCCGUCUCUUUCACGUGAUCCGAACCGACCAAUAGGAGAGUUCGACGCUAUUAGUACGCGACUCUCGUUCCCAUGUCUCCUUCUUACGUGACCGCGGAGGCGACGGCUGGGCGCGAUGGAGGAAUAUGCCCGGGAACCUUGCCCUUGGCGAAUUGUGGAUGACUGCGGUGGUGCCUUCACCAUGGGGAUGAUCGGCGGGGGUGUCUUCCAGGCUGUGAAAGGCUUCCGUAAUGCCCCAGUGGGCGUUCGGCAUCGGUUCAAGGGCAGCGUCAACGCCAUCAGAGUCAGAGCGCCGCAGAUCGGAGGCAGCUUCGCGGUGUGGGGUGGGCUCUUCUCCACCAUCGACUGCGGCCUGGUGAAGAUGCGGGGCAAGGAGGACCCCUGGAACUCCAUCACCAGCGGGGCACUCACCGGAGCAGUGCUGGCCUCGCGCAGUGGGCCACUGGCCAUGGUAGGCUCAGCUAUGAUGGGCGGCAUCCUGCUUGCCCUGAUAGAAGGCGUCGGGAUUUUGCUAACGCGAUACACAGCCCAGCAGUUCCAGAACCCCAAUCCUUUUGGAGAAGACCCCAGCCAGCUGCCUCCCAAAGACGGCUCACCACCUUCAGGAUACCCAGGCUAUGGACAGUACCAAUGAUUCCGUGUGGAGCUGGGCUUCCUUUGGGGGUUUUUUGUAGGGCAGGAAUUUCCUCCAGAAGCUAUUGAAGACUGUAACCUAAUAACACUCAAAAGAUGCGUUGGAGGGAUUUAAUUCCUAGAGUCUUCUUCAGGGGAAGGGUACACCAAGAGAGGAGAGGGGAGCACGAACAGCGUGACAUCUACCUCUGCAGGGCCUUGGGGGUACUGGAAUUAGGGCAUUGUCCACACGCGGAAGGAGCCACAGCCUCUGUAGGAAUAACUACUGAACAUUGCAGGCUGACGUUACUUAGUUUGCAGGGUUCAGGGGUUCCGGCAGCAAUUAAUUGACCGGGAUGAAAGCUUCGGCAGGGUUGUUUUUCUUAGCUUUUCAUGGGGAUGGGGGCAUUUGUUGCUAUGUGUGUCAAGAAGACCUUCCCAGCUUGGUUCCCCAAAGCCUACAGGUGACCCGCGAGUCUGUGCCUUGCUUUCCUGGAGCGCAACACCUCCGAGAGUCUUGCGGAGAGAGGGGCUAAGGCAGCGGCGAGCAUCGGCCAAGAUCUGCUCAGCCCACCGACGGGGUGGUCUUUUCUUUUUUACCUGCUUGUUCAGGACUGCAGAAAGGGGCGAGGCGCGGUCAAGCACCCGGAACGUCACAGCGGGUAACUGAGGGGGGCCGCGUGCAACUUUGGGAAUGUCCCGUGUGGGCCUGUUGUACAGCCAAAGGUUGACCUCAUCGGGUGAUGCGCUGACCUUGGGUGUCUUAAGCGGGGUAAAUCAGAAGGAGAGCCAGUCGGGCCCUCUGCCUGCCUGCGGCCCCCUCCCACCGCGCAUAUAACGACCCCCGCCCUUGGUUUUCGAUUGAUAUGACCCUCCCAGUGUGACCCCAACUGCCAUUUCCCCCCCAAAGAACGGCGGCUGCAGUUCUAUACGCUGGUAAAUUUGGCUCCCAAGGAGGCCCGGCAGCUUAGUACGACCUGGUUUUUUAAAAACUUUUUUUUCUGUGAAACUUGUUAGGGAGGGGUGUGGACUGAAGCUUUAGUCAGCCCCCUACCCCACCCCGCGGUCUUUCCAGGAGCCUCUCUUUGACUGCAUAUCCCCCCCCAAGCUUCUUAUAAUUGUAUUGCAAAUCCUUGGAAAAAAGAAGAAAGACUUGAACGUAUUCUCUGUUUCAGGUGUAAAUACAAACUGACUUGCUUGA